This is a messenger RNA of Volvox carteri f. nagariensis, 543 nucleotides long. RefSeq lists its product as uncharacterized. Bases 1 to 543 code for a protein of 180 amino acids. Lineage: Eukaryota; Viridiplantae; Chlorophyta; Chlorophyceae; Chlamydomonadales; Volvocaceae. The record is from RefSeq and is a predicted model, not a curated record. The transcript has 4 exons. Gene Ontology annotation, biological process: ribosomal small subunit biogenesis; ribosomal small subunit export from nucleus. Gene Ontology annotation, cellular component: nucleus; preribosome, small subunit precursor; cytosol.
AUGGGCAAAAAGAAGGCGUUCAUCAACAAAAAAAAAGCCGUCACCUACAGCUUGGUUUACCGUGACCCCUCCGAAGACCCGGACGGCGAGGAUGGCGGCCAACGCGUCCUCGCGCCUGUCGGAGGCCCUCGCGGGCUGCAUCAUACAUCAGACGAUUAUUCCGAUACCUACGAGUACGAGGACUCGGUGUAUGACUCAGAAUACACCUUCUCCAUGUCCAGGAGCGCCGCUGCCCACCAUGACGAGUCGUACACGCUGAGUGAAGAGCGCCGUCGGGAGCUGCUGGCCCUGGGUUUUCCCGACGACGGGUAUGACUACCUGAGGCAUCUACGCGACCUCGGACGGGGCAACCAGCAACAGUUUCCCCACCGGGGGGGAGCAGCAGCAGCAGCAGCAGCGGGGGGAGGACGGCAGCUUCACUCGUUUGUGGUUCGUCUAUCCCCCUCCCCCCCUCUCCCUUUCGGGCAACUUCAAUGUCGAGCACACGACGGCUGCCAUCUGCCAGCGCUGCAGCUAUCGACACCACAUCGCGGAACACCGUAA